Molecule: messenger RNA, 1341 nt
Organism: Lathyrus oleraceus (garden pea)
Lineage: Eukaryota; Viridiplantae; Streptophyta; Magnoliopsida; Fabales; Fabaceae
Exons: 4
Coding region: 1-1341 (446 amino acids)
Source: RefSeq, a predicted model, not a curated record
AUGAUUCUGGUGUGUCUCUAUGUUGAGGACGUAUUGCUAAUAGGGGGUUGUUCAAAUGAGAUAGCUAAGUUCAAGAAGGUGUUGAUGAUUAAGUUUGAGAUGACUAAUUUAGGAAAUAUGAGAUUUGAGCUAAUAAAUUGUAAGUCAGCAAUCACACAUGCUGAAACAAAUCACAAGUUGGAUUAUGAUGUUAAGGGUGAUGAUGUAGAUGCUAUAAUUUUUAAACAGUUGGUGGACCCAUUGAUAUAUCUCUGUAAUACCAUACUUGACAUUUGUUGUGCAAUUGGACUAUUAACAUCUCCUGAUAUUCAAAAGGAUACUGUUAAAGUUGCUGCAACGGUCACUACUCAAGUUAUACUGGAUGAUCUUGGAGAUGAUUUAUUUGCUAUUUUAAUUGAUGGAUCUCGUGAUAUUUCAGUGAAUGAGAAAAUGGUUGUGGUUAUACGUUAUGUAAAUAAUGAAGGAAAAGUUAUUGAACGCUUUUUUGGUGUUGUUCAUGUUUCAAAUACUAGUGCUCUAACAUUGAAAUCGGGUUUGGAGUCAUUAUUUGUAAAAUAUGGAUUAAGUUUGUCAAGGAUACGUGGACAAGCGUCAUGUAAGCGCCGAGAUAUUCUUCGUGAAAGUCAAGCUACAAAGGUGAAACAAGCAUUGGAACAUGGAGAAAUUUCUAGUAUGCGUGGCUUGAAUCAAGAAAUGACAAUUAAGAAGGCGGAGGAAACAAGAUGGAGCUCACAUUAUCGUACAUUACUUAAUAUAGUUUCUCUAUUCUCUUCUAUGAUUAAUGUGCUACAAAUGGUUGAGGAAGAUGGUACAAAUUUAGAUAAAAAAUGUGAAACACCAAUGCUGAUGAAUUAUAUGCAAUCUUUUGAAUUUAUUUUCAUCUUGCAUUUGAUGAAAAUGGUUUUAGAAAUUACACAUGAUUUAUCUCAAGCAUUACAAAGAAGUGAUCAAAAUAUUGUAAAUGCUAUGAAGUUAGUAAAAGUGUCCAAAAUAAGGCUACAAGUUAUAAAAGAUAAUGGUUGGGAUUCUUUGUUGAAUGAUGUUUUAUUAUUUUGUGAGCAUAAUAAUAUUGACAUUACAGAUAUGAAUGACACUUUUCAACCGACAAAAAAAAAGUUAAAGAGAAAAAUGAAGAAAGUAUCUAAUUUACACCAUUUUCAAGUUGGAUUGUUUUAUGAAGUGAUUGAUCGACAACUUCAAGAGUUGAACAAUCGUUUUACAGAAGUGAAUACUGAGUUGCAACUUUGUGUAGCUUGUUUAAAUCCAAGAGAUUCAUUUUCUGCAUUUGAUAAGGAGAGGUUGAUUCGUUUAGCUCAAUUUUAUCCUUCAGAGUUUUCCUAA